Solanum lycopersicum (tomato) is the source of this 2264-nucleotide messenger RNA. RefSeq names its product O-fucosyltransferase 19-like. NCBI's taxonomy places the organism in Eukaryota, Viridiplantae, Streptophyta, Magnoliopsida, Solanales, Solanaceae. The record is from RefSeq and is a predicted model, not a curated record. Gene Ontology annotation, cellular component: cytoplasm.
CCAUAAUUCUCUGUUUUGAUUCUGUAUUGGGUAAUAUGUCAACCGGUGGCACCGCCACCAAUUCUGCCAGCGGUAGUCCCAGAGUGGCCGGAACCGGACUCACUAUCCACCACCGACGUCCUGUUAUGGAGAAUGACCCUGAAAAAUUAUCAGAUCAUAUACAAAUCGGAUUUGACAAUUACUAUGGUGAUAAUAAUAACAAUAAUGCAAAUAUUAUUAACGCGGGUAGCGGAAACCUUCCUUAUUACCACCAUCAUCAUCAUUCUCGUACAAUAGUACGAUAUUUAUUAGCGUGUAAAUGGGUGCCGGAAAGUUUGAUUUUUAGAGUAGAAGAAUGUUUAUUGAGUUUUUGUUCAAUUAUGGCGUGUUUAGGAUCAAGAUAUAAUAUGGGUCGUACUAUUUUGGGGAUAUUGUUGGUUUUGGUGAUGAUUUCUGUGUUCUUUAAGUUUUCAAUCGUUAUGAAUGGUGAUGUAAAUGGGAAUUUGAUGAGUAAAGAUCAUGGGCUUUUUGUUGUUCAGAAUUUUAAAAAUGAUUGGGUUAAUGCUCAAAAAGUUGUUUCUGAAACACAGUCCUCUGUUUCUGUUUCCUCUUCUGGUGGAGUUGCGCGGAAACGCCAGAUGGAGGAGUUGCCGGUACCAGAAAUAUGGAUGAAGCCACCUAGUGAUACUUACUACAAAUGCAUUGCUCCGCCUAGAGAUCGAAUAAGAACUGGAUCAUCGACUAAUGGAUAUGUCUUGGUUCAUGCUAACGGAGGAUUAAACCAGAUGAGAACAGGGAUAUGUGAUAUGGUGGCUAUUGCAAAAAUUUUGAAUGCCACUUUGGUUCUUCCUUCUCUUGAUCAUGAAUCGUUUUGGACAGAUCCCAGUGAUUUUAAAGAUAUUUUUGACUGGAGACGCUUCAUUGAUGUUUUAAAGGAUGAUAUUAAGAUUGUUGAAUCGUUGCCACCAAAAUAUGCAGCUGUGACCCCUAUUCAGAAGGCACCGGUCUCUUGGUCUAAGGCUAGUUACUAUAGAGGAGAGGUUCUUCCUUUACUUAAGAAGCACAAGGUGAUACAAUUUACGCAUACAGAUUCAAGGCUUGCUAACAAUGGCUUGGCAUCCUCUAUUCAGAGGCUUCGAUGUAGAGCAAAUUAUGAGGCUCUACGGUACACAAAUGAGAUUGAGGAGCUUGGAAAGAAGUUGGUGGAUAGACUUAGAGACAAUGGUGAACCCUACAUUGCUCUUCACUUGAGGUAUGAAAAAGAUAUGUUAGCCUUUACCGGCUGCAGCAACAAUUUAACUGCUCAAGAGGCUGAAGAACUUCGUUAUAUGAGGUAUCAAGUGAAGCACUGGAAAGAGAAAGAGAUAGAUGGCAAUGAGAAACGACUACAAGGGGGCUGCCCUAUGUCGCCUAGAGAGGCUGCCUUGUUUCUUAAAGCAAUGGGCUAUCCCUCCACGACCAGGAUAUAUAUUGUCGCUGGGGAAAUUUAUGGCAACAACAGCAUGGAUGCAUUUCGUAAUGAGUAUCCUAAUGUUUUCUCUCACUCAACUCUUACAACAAUGGAAGAACUAGGGACUUUCAGGCAUUACCAAAACCGUCUUGCUGCCUUAGAUUAUCUCGUAGCCCUUGAAAGUGAUGUCUUUGUUUACACAUAUGACGGGAAUAUGGCAAAGGCCGUGCAAGGGCAUAGAAGGUUUGAAGGAUUUCAAAAGACCAUAAGCCCCGACAGGUUAUUACUAUUAUCUUUAGAUUUUUGUACUCGCUUUGUCAAUCACUCAAUCAAACUAAUGAUGAUAUUUGGUACUUCUGUUCAUUUCAGACUGAAUGUUGUAAGAUUGAUUGAUUUGUUGGAUAAGGGUACGAUCACUCGAGAAGAGUUUACCUCCGAGGUCAAGACGUUACAUUCCAACAGAUUAGGAGCUCCUUACUCUAGAGAAGCAGGAGAAUCACCAAGAUUAGAAGAGAACUUCUAUGCAAAUCCUUUCCCAGGUUGUAUAUGUGAUAGAUCUUUGAUGGAAGUGAGAAAGCAGCAAAUUAUUUGAAGGCUGCUGCACAAAGAUAAAGAUUUAGAUUAGAUAAAUGUCAGUAUUUGAUCUAUGAUAUUAGUCAGCAAGCAGAAUCAAAGAGGACUUACGCCAUAUGAACAAAGCUUAAAGAAGCAGAGAUAAUGAGAAAAACAGAAGAGGCAGCAGAUACAACACAAGGUACUCAAAUCAUUCUUUUUACUGUGCAGUAUACAACAUUUAUUCAUUUUCUUAUUUAUUCUGAGUUGGUUUUGGUAAUUG